Messenger RNA from Malassezia japonica, 1395 nucleotides. RefSeq lists its product as uncharacterized. The transcript is spliced from 3 exons. NCBI's taxonomy places the organism in Eukaryota, Fungi, Basidiomycota, Malasseziomycetes, Malasseziales, Malasseziaceae. The record is from RefSeq and is a predicted model, not a curated record. Bases 1 to 1395 code for a protein of 464 amino acids.
AUGACGCGUGAAGCGAGCACGCUGCUGCUCGUGCACGAUGCUCAGCAGGUGUGUGCGGGCGUCGGUAUCCAAGAUCCCUUUGCGAAGCCGGACGUGACGCUUCCCGCGCGUGUCGGCCGCCGCACGGACGACUCGGGCGAGUACCUCGUUGGCGAGGCGCUCACCCGUGCCGAGGCCGCGAACGAGGCGCUGGAGAUUGUGUGUCCGCUGGCGAAUGGCGACGUGCAGGACUGGGACGCGCUUGCGGCGCUGUGGUACGUGCGCCCGUCGCACAACACCUUCUUUACGAUGGUCGCGCUCCCGAUGCCCUUAUCGCGCGGCGCGUACGAGCGCACGGCGCAGAUCUUUUUCGAAAAGUUUAACACGCCCGCGCUGUGCAUCAGCGAGGUGCCGCUCCUCGCCGCGUACGCUGCUGGCGUCCUCAACGCGAUGGUCGUCGACGUCGGCGCGGAAGAGACGAGCGCGGUGGCCGUGAGCGACUGCGCGAUCGUGCCGACAGCCGCGGUGCUCAGCAAGCUCGGCACGGUGCACUGCACCUGGUGGCUCGCCUAUCUGCUCGUGCACGACGCGCCGGUGCGGGAAGCGCUCCAGCCGCUCGUCACACCGGACCUCUCUUUCGAGGCGCUCGCGUACGCUCUUGCGCAGUUCCUCGUGGCCGAGGGGCAUGUGCGCAUCGACGUGUCGGCAGAUGUACCGGGCCUCGACGAGCCAGACGCAGAAGACAACUCGUUUGACGUCGCCGCGGCGCUCGUCGAAGGGCGCGAGCGCGACGUGGUCAAGGAGCGCCAAAAGAAGAACGAGAAGCCGCUGGCAAGCGACGUGAUCCACGUCGACUUCCGCGGCGUGUCGGUGCCGGUGGGCCGCGUGCGCACGCGCUUCCACGAGCCGCUACUGCACCCCCAGCUUCUGGAGCGCGUCACACUCUCGCUGCCUGCGCCCCCGGCCGUGCGCCAGGCGCUGCACGCGCGGCGCAUCGGCGGCGAGCCGAUCUGCGUGUCGGUGCCGGAAGCGGUUGCGAUGGCCGCCGCGCAUGUGCAGCCGAGCGAGCGGCGCACCGUGCUCUGGGAGAACCUCGUGGUAACGGGCAGCGCGACGCGUUUCAAGGGGCUUGUGCCGGAGCUGCUCCGUUCGUUUACGACCUACGUCGCGAACGAGCCGACAGAGGGCGCGCAGGUCGUCGGCGAGCCGAAUCCCGCGCAGCCCCGUGCGGUGCGUGCGCACAAGGUGCCCGACUACUUCCCAGAGUUCAAGGAGCACCUCGAGCUGCUGCCGUACCUCGGCGCGACGAUCUACGCGAAGCUCGUGUUCAACGACACGUCGGGCCGCAACUAUAUUUCCAAGAUGCAGUACAAUGACGGCGGCCCGUCGGUGGCAUUUGCGAUCGGUAGCGCAUAA